This is a messenger RNA of Dromiciops gliroides (monito del monte), 4384 nucleotides long. It is a transcript of the gene AP2A2, whose product is annotated as adaptor related protein complex 2 subunit alpha 2. Gene Ontology annotation, cellular component: membrane coat; AP-2 adaptor complex. Bases 130 to 3027 code for a protein of 965 amino acids. Gene Ontology annotation, biological process: clathrin-dependent endocytosis; intracellular protein transport. The transcript has 23 exons. The record is from RefSeq and is a predicted model, not a curated record. Gene Ontology annotation, molecular function: clathrin-cargo adaptor activity. NCBI's taxonomy places the organism in Eukaryota, Metazoa, Chordata, Mammalia, Microbiotheria, Microbiotheriidae.
GCUGCUGCUGCUGCUGCUGCGGCGGAGGGGCUGAAGCGGAGGCGGCGGCGGUGGGAGACGCGGACAGAGACCGAGACUGGGCCGAGACCGAGCCGGAGACGCCGCCCCCCGGGUCCCCCCGCCGCCAUCAUGCCGGCCGUGUCCAAGGGCGACGGGAUGCGGGGCCUGGCCGUGUUCAUCUCGGACAUCCGCAACUGCAAGAGUAAGGAGGCGGAGAUCAAAAGGAUAAACAAAGAACUGGCCAAUAUCCGAUCAAAAUUCAAAGGUGACAAAGCCCUCGAUGGCUACAGCAAGAAGAAGUAUGUCUGCAAGCUGCUCUUCAUCUUCCUCUUGGGCCACGACAUUGACUUUGGCCACAUGGAGGCAGUGAACCUGCUGAGCUCAAAUCGCUACACGGAGAAGCAGAUUGGCUACCUUUUCAUCUCUGUCCUAGUGAACUCCAACAGCGAGCUGAUCCGCCUAAUUAAUAAUGCUAUCAAGAAUGACCUGGCGAGCCGGAACCCCACCUUCAUGGGGCUGGCCCUACACUGCAUUGCCAACGUGGGCAGCCGGGAGAUGGCUGAAGCCUUUGCUGGAGAAAUCCCUAAGAUUCUGGUGGCUGGAGACACCAUGGACAGCGUCAAACAGAGUGCCGCCUUGUGUCUGCUGCGUUUGUACAGAACGUCCCCGGACCUGGUGCCAAUGGGCGAUUGGACCUCGCGGGUGGUGCAUCUCCUCAAUGACCAGCACUUGGGUGUGGUAACUGCUGCCACCAGCCUCAUCACCACCCUGGCCCAGAAGAACCCAGAAGAGUUCAAAACCUCGGUGUCCUUAGCGGUUUCCAGACUAAGCCGAAUUGUGACAUCUGCAUCGACGGAUCUCCAAGACUACACUUACUAUUUUGUGCCAGCACCCUGGCUGUCGGUGAAGCUUCUGAGAUUGUUACAGUGCUACCCACCCCCAGAAGACCCUGCAGUGCGGGGCCGCCUCACCGAAUGUCUCGAGACGAUCCUGAACAAAGCCCAGGAGCCCCCCAAGUCCAAGAAGGUGCAGCACUCCAAUGCCAAGAAUGCUGUGCUCUUUGAAGCCAUCAGCCUCAUCAUUCACCAUGACAGUGAACCCAAUUUGCUUGUUCGUGCCUGUAAUCAGCUGGGCCAGUUCUUACAGCACAGGGAGACGAAUCUCCGUUACCUGGCCCUGGAGAGCAUGUGCACCCUGGCCAGUUCAGAGUUCUCCCACGAGGCCGUGAAAACCCACAUAGAGACGGUCAUCAAUGCCUUGAAGACGGAGAGGGACGUGAGCGUGCGGCAGAGAGCGGUCGAUCUCCUCUAUGCCAUGUGUGACCGCAGCAACGCCCAGCAGAUCGUCGCCGAGAUGCUGAAUUACCUGGAGACGGCCGACUACUCCAUCAGGGAAGAAAUUGUCCUGAAAGUGGCCAUCUUGGCUGAGAAGUAUGCAGUGGACUACACGUGGUACGUGGACACCAUCUUGAACCUGAUUCGAAUCGCCGGGGACUACGUCAGUGAGGAGGUGUGGUACCGCGUCAUUCAGAUUGUGAUCAACCGGGACGACGUGCAGGGCUAUGCAGCCAAGACUGUGUUUGAGGCUCUUCAGGCACCAGCUUGUCAUGAGAAUUUGGUCAAAGUUGGCGGCUACAUCUUGGGGGAGUUUGGAAACUUGAUAGCUGGUGACCCGAGAUCCAGCCCUCUCAUCCAGUUCAACCUGCUGCACUCCAAGUUCCAUCUGUGCAGCGUCCCCACGCGGGCCCUCCUCCUGUCCACCUACAUCAAGUUUGUGAAUCUCUUUCCUGAGAUCAAGACGACGAUUCAGGACGUCCUGCGCAGUGACAGCCAGCUCAAAAACGCUGACGUGGAGCUGCAGCAGAGGGCUGUGGAGUACCUGCGCCUGAGCACCAUUGCCAGCACGGACAUCCUGGCCACCGUGCUGGAGGAGAUGCCGCCUUUCCCAGAGCGGGAGUCGUCCAUCCUGGCUAAGCUGAAGAAGAAGAAAGGCCCCAGCACGGUCACAGACCUGGAAGAAGCCAAGAGGGAGCGGAGCGUGGACAUGAACGGGGGCGGUGAGCCAGCCCCAGUCAAUGCCAGCACUGUGUCUACUCCUUCUCCAUCUGCAGACCUCCUCGGGCUGGGCACCGGCCCCCCGACCAACGCAGCACCCCCUCCAGCUUCCAGUGGCAGUUUGCUGGUGGAUGUGUUUUCGGAGCCUGCCUCGGCAGUGGCCCCACUCGCUCCUGGCUCACAAGAGAACUUUGCAAGCCCUGACCUGGCUUCAUCUGAGCUAGUCUCUGAGGAACCAGCUGAGACGGCGCGGGGGGCCGAUGAGCUGACACACAAGUUUGUUUGUAAGAACAAUGGGGUGCUGUUUGAGAACCAAUUGCUGCAGAUCGGGCUGAAAUCAGAAUUCCGCCAGAACUUGGGUCGCAUGUUUAUAUUUUAUGGUAACAAGACUUCCACACAAUUCUUAACCUUUACCCCGACACUGAUCUGUUCUGAUGACCUUCAGUCCAAUCUGAACCUGCAGACCAAGCCAGUGGAUCCGACUGUGGACGGGGGCGCACAGGUGCAGCAGGUGGUCAACAUUGAGUGCAUCUCUGACUUCACCGAGGCUCCUGUCCUCAACAUUCAGUUUAGGUAUGGGGGAACCUUUCAGAACGUGUCUGUCAAACUGCCCAUCACACUCAACAAGUUUUUCCAGCCCACAGAAAUGGCUUCCCAGGAUUUCUUCCAGCGCUGGAAGCAGCUGAGCAAUCCCCAGCAGGAGGUGCAGAACAUCUUCAAGGCCAAGCACCCAAUGGACCCGGAAAUCACCAAGGCCAAGAUUAUCGGCUUUGGCUCCGCUCUCUUGGAGGAGGUGGACCCUAACCCGGCCAAUUUUGUGGGGGCUGGCAUCAUCCACACCAGGACUGCGCAGAUUGGGUGCUUGCUGCGCCUGGAGCCCAACCUGCAGGCCCAGAUGUAUCGGCUCACCCUGCGGACGAGUAAAGAGACUGUGUCCCAGCGAUUAUGUGAACUGCUGUCGGAGCAGUUUUAAUGAACGGGAAUGCAAAAUCAGUGCAGUUUUGCGUGUAUUCCUCCUCAUUGUCUCCAUUAUCCCCCUGCAAAUAAAUAUACCUUGUACCCCAGUGUCUGAAUAUUGCCGUGUGCCCAAGGACUCUCCCCCCACCCGCGGUGUGGCGUCAGAAGGGACUCUGGUUGGUCUCGGCUGUCGGCCCCGUGCCGUCCUGGCGGAUUGCUCUUCGGCUCAGGAGCUGUCCGCUUUUGCAGGAACCGAGACAGUUCUUCCCUCUGUCUGCCAGGAGAGGAGCCAAGGAGAAUCGUGGGUGUGAAGGAGGACAUUCAGCGUUUUCAGGGAAGUGCGUCUGCCGGGAACAGCCUCUGGCCGGUGGGGGUCGGGGUCCGAGCAGGGGAGGGAGCUGGGUAGGCCCUUGUUAGCCCAGCUGCUCCAUGGGACGACUCUUGUGGGCCUUCUCGGGCCAUGGUCUUGGUCUCAGCUCCAGGCUCCCAGGCGGCCCUUGGGGCUUGAGUACAGCAAGGUCCCUCUUCAGGGCCCGGGAGGUUUUCUUGUCUAGUCACUGGCUCACGGUUCCUCUGACUCCUUGGAGGAGGAGAGGGACCAGGUUGGAGGACAGAGGGGGUUCCAACACUGGCCACAUGGAUCUGUGAGGGCCCGGGUGGAUGAGCAGAUGCCCCUGUGCUAACCCUUCAGGUGCCCCCUCAGAACCUCAAAAUGUGCCACUGUCCUAGGAAGUGAGAGAAAUGGAAGUGCUUUGCCAUUGUGUCCCCUGGCUGGGGGACAGGGCUGGGGAAGUGGGAUAGAGACGUGGCUGUGAGCCCAGGACAGAGGGGUGGGGCUGCGCAGGACCCCCUGUCUCUGCCCCCAGGGCCCUGGCCUGGACCCUGAGCGUAUGGAAGAGGGAAGAAGGCUGAGAGGCCCAGAGCCGAGUGCACCAAAGCCCGACCCUGCUUCCUUCCUGUGCCCUCCACCCUCCGGCCGCGGGAGAACCCACAGAACCAUUGUUUGCAUCGUGGUGUGAUGGUGUGGCCUUGCCAGAGUGAUGUGCCCCGACAUUCUCUGUUCCCUGAGCUCGUGGAAGCAGUAUUAUUGUUCAAAGUGCAGUAUUUAGGCAUCACCAUGUGAAAGGCACUGAGCAUCCCCUGGGAGCCACCUUGUGCUUGCUGCCCCCCGGGUGGCUCCCGCACCACGUGGACUUGCGCCACAUGAACCCGUGCCACGUGGAUGGUAACCAGCUCAGCUCGUGUGUCUCUGUCCCCACCCCUCCCCCCUAGUGCCUCCUUUACCCUCAGGACUCUCAUGACAUUUGGAAAACCCGUGAAUUUGUCAGAAAAGUGUGUUAUCUUUUAAGAGAGAAAUAAAUGACUAGAACAGA